This is a messenger RNA of Symbiodinium natans, 1572 nucleotides long. NCBI's taxonomy places the organism in Eukaryota, Dinophyceae, Suessiales, Symbiodiniaceae. The record is from the annotation of a GenBank genome assembly.
AUGGAGCUCGACGACGUCGACCUAGAUGACCCCGUUCCGAGCGAGACGGGCACCCAUGAGGAGCAGCAGGUUCCCGAAGCGACCCAAGGGAUGGCCAUUGAGGCAAUCACGGACGCGAUGGUGGCUGCAGUGGGCAAAAUGGAGCCCAUGUCGCCAGACAUCCUUCGCGCUACGAAGGUGCACCGGGCGCUUGCCAAGUUCGGCCGCGCCUUUCGAUAUUCCAAAGGUAUGCACAAGAAGAGCUUCGAGGCCAGGAAGAUCGGCACGUUCUGGAGCCACAGCUGGCAUGGCUCUUCCAGGGCCAAGUAUGUGACCCUGCUGCAGUUCUACAACGACACAGCCGCAGCGGCCAUAUCAACUGCAGGUGCUGCUGUAGCAGCCUGCCUCUUUAGCCAAGAGCUGCUGCCCGCCUUCCGCAGUCGAGAGGAGUCGCAGUACGUCCGCUCCGAGUGGGCGCUUCUCGUGGGUGCGCUGCUCUAUGUCGCUGUCUGGUUGUGGUGGCCAUCCCAGCAAAGCGUCUUCCUGGACGUGAUCUGCAUCGACCAGGAGAACACGAGGAGGAAGAUGGCUGGCCUGGUGAGCAUUGGUGGCUUCCUGAAGUACUCCGACUCAAUGCUUGUCCUCUGGGACCGUACCUACUGCCACCGCCUGUGGGCGAUUUUUGAGAUUGCAGCAUUCUUGCGCAGCAAGCAGGGCGAAGAUCGGAAGCUCAUCAUCCGGCCGACCACGCUGGGCCCAUGCUAUCUCUUGCAGACAGCCACUGUAUUCCUCGUCUUCCUUGGAGCUGGCCUCAUACCGGAUCACAGCCAGAUACUAAUGUGGGUCCUUCAGGCAUUGUUGUGUUUCUUCGGCUUUUACAUCAACGUGGCAACCUACCGGGCAUACUUCUGCUCGGUUGAAGGGAUGCGGCAGGUACUGAAGAGUUUUAAGCUUGCUGACGCAUAUAGCUACUGCUGCAGUAGCGAUCACCGCGGCAAGGGCGGCGUGCCACUGCUGUGUGACCGAAGCGUCAUUCACAAGUGCAUUUCCGAGUGGUUCGGAAGCUUGGAGCACUUCGAGCAGCUAGUUCAGACGGAGGUGCUGGAUAGCCUUGCCCAGCAACUCUCCUCUGAGUUCUUCUCGUAUCGCCAAUGCCUGGUGUCCAUGGUGCCUGUGAUCUGGUCCUUCAUGGACACGGCUUCUGCUGAGCUGCACUUCGAAGUCAACAAACAGACGGGCUUGCUCAAAGCCGUCAGAGAGCUGGCUCGCGGUCUCGGCUGGUGGUUGGGGGUGGCGCCGUCGGCGUUGCUCGUCGGUGCCCGCCUCUCAUAUGUCAUGAGGAGGAGGUGUCACAAGCCCUGUGAUGCUUUACUCAACCUGCCUCCGCUGCUGAGCAUCGUGGCUGUGGUUAUGGGAAUGAGUCAGAUUGAGUUCCUGUGCUUUGGGCUCUUCAGAGUGAAGUCCGAGUUUGCCGCAAACAUGGCCGUCUUUGCUGGCGUCGCCGUGCUUUUGGCGGCUGUGCUCUUCGUCUGCGUUGGCGUGCAUCCCCGAUACGUCCCAGGUCCCCGUGCAGAGUCAGGAGCAACGUUGUAA